Messenger RNA from Aspergillus niger, 936 nucleotides. RefSeq lists its product as uncharacterized. The record is from RefSeq and is a predicted model, not a curated record. Gene Ontology annotation, biological process: nucleoside metabolic process. The transcript is spliced from 3 exons. Lineage: Eukaryota; Fungi; Ascomycota; Eurotiomycetes; Eurotiales; Aspergillaceae. Bases 1 to 936 code for a protein of 311 amino acids. Gene Ontology annotation, cellular component: cytosol. Gene Ontology annotation, molecular function: S-methyl-5-thioadenosine phosphorylase activity.
AUGGCCGCCCUUCCCUCCACCUACGACGAGCCCGUCCGUAUCGCCGUUAUUGGCGGUACCGGUCUGCGCGAGCUCCCCGGCUUCACUCAGGUUGCGUCGUUGAACGUCGCGACUCCUUGGGGCAACCCCUCCUCCCCCAUCACCAUCCUGCACCACAAGUGCUCCCACAACAACCAGACGGUCGCCAUCGCCUUCCUGAGCCGUCACGGUCUGCACCACCAGAUCGCUCCCCACGAGGUUCCCGCCCGCGCCAACAUUGCUGCUCUGCGCUCCAUCGGUGUCCGCACCAUCAUCGCCUUCUCCGCCGUCGGUAGCUUGCAGGAGGAGAUCAAGCCCCGCGAUUUCGUCGUUCCCGACCAGGUCAUCGAUCGCACCAAGGGUAUCCGUCCCUUCACCUUCUUCGAGGGCGGCGUGGUCGCUCACGUUCCCUUCGGUGACCCCUUCGACGAGGGUGUCGCCAAGGUCGUGAGGGCCUGUGGACACAGCUUGGAGGGUGAGGGUGUGGUGCUGCACGACCGCGGUACCCUGAUCUGCAUGGAGGGCCCUCAAUUCUCUACCCGCGCUGAGAGCAAGCUGUACCGCUCCUGGGGUGGCAGCGUCAUCAACAUGUCGUGCCUCCCCGAGGCCAAGCUGGCCCGCGAGGCCGAGAUCGCCUACCAGAUGAUCUGCAUGUCCACUGACUACGACUGCUGGCACGAGUCGACCGCCGAUGUGACCGUGGAGAUGGUCAUGGGCAACAUGAAGGCCAACGCCGUCAACGCCAAGCGCUUCGUGACUGCUGUGCUGGACGAACUGGCCGCUGAGAAGAACUCCGAGCUGGUGCAGGCCAAGCACAUUGAGGGAUCCGUCAAGUUCGGUAUGAGCACCGCCGAGCCCAACUGGAGUCCCGAGGCUCGGGAGCGCAUGAACUGGCUGUUCCCUGGCUACUUCAACUAG